AUGGCCAUCCUGCCACCUAACUCGCGACUGAUCGAGUACGGUUGCAAAGAGAGACCGAUGUGCGACGCACUGUUUGGAAGCCGUGCGCCUGCGACGUCUGUGGAUGGCUACCUCCUUGGCCCGUCCAAGAAGAUUGCUGUCGAGACCGGCUCCAAUGCAUGGAUAGAGUACGUGGCCGUCUCCAUGCAGGGCUGGCGGGCGAGCAUGGAGGACGAGCACAACGCCAUACUGGACAUGAUGCAGUUCAAGGACAAGGUAUCCGGUGCUGCUACCGCUGCUCAAACCAGCAAGAAGUCGGCCUCGUCGCCGGCCUCGUCGCCGGCCUCGUCGCCGGCCUCGUCGCCGGCCUCGUCGCCCGCAAACUCGUCCUCGCCACGCGACGAGUCCGAAAGUCAUUGCCGGCGCCGCUCAGACGAUGGCUCGGACGCUUCUGCCUUUGACUCGACCGCAGAUCGGUCAGACUCGUCGUAUCGCUCAUACUCGGAGGCCCAGGAGGAGCCGCGCCGGUCGACCAAGGGCCGGUCGACCAAGGGCCGGUCGAACAAGGGCCGGUCGAGCAAGGGCCGGUCGAACAAGGGCCGGUCGAACAAGGGCCGGUCGAACAAGGGAAGCUCCAAAGGCCGGUCGAACAAGAGCCGGUCGAACAAGGGAAGCUCCAAAGGCCGGUCGAACAAGAGCCGGUCGAGCAAGGGCAGCUCCAAGGGAAGUUCCAAGCACAAGUCCUCGGCAUCUGGCUCGACGUCAUCAGCAGACACUCUGUCGCCGUCCAACGUUCGCGUGCAGAGCAAACGCAAGUCAAGCAGCAAGGGAAGCUCCAAGCGGAGCAAGGGCAAGCGCUCGGCCGGGAAACAGGUAUCACCGUCAGCGUCUGACUCGCCCUCAUCGUCCCAUUCGCCCACACCGGUCAUCUCCGAGUCAACGUCCGAGUCCGACCCCGAGUCUCAGCCCGAGCCCGAGUCCGAGUCUGAGCCCGAGUCUGAGCCCGAGUCCGAGUCUGAGCCCGAGUCCGAGUCCGGGUCGUCGAGCCCGGGCUGCGAGAGCGCAAAGUCAUCUGCUGACCAGGAGAGCCGCAACGACAGUGACAAGGGCAAGGGCAAGGGUAAGAGUAAGGGCAAGGGCAAGGGUAGGUCGCGGUUCAGCUUCCUGAUGCGCAAGCGACCUGUGCCCGAGGACGCGCCGCUGAUGUACUUUGCUGUGUACGACGGACACGGCGGCGACGAGGUGUCCAAGCUGUGUGCGGCGGUGCUACCUGCGGCGAUUGCGCAGCGGAUUCCGCACGAGUACUCGCCCAAGGACCUUGCGCGUGCGAUGAAGGAAACGGUGCUGCGGCUGGAUCGCAAGCUUAUUGCUGACAAGUUUGAGCUGGGGACAGAGCCUGGCUCGACGGCGAUCAUGACCCUUGUCUCCCCGACACACUUUGUGGUGGGCAACGUCGGCGACUCGAGGGCGCUGCUAUGCCGUGACGGCGAGCUUGUGGCCAUGUCGCGCGACCACAAGGCGAAUCUGCCGCACGAGCGGCGGCGGAUUGAGCGCGCUGGCGCGGUGGUCGAGCACUCUGAGGGUGACGACUACCGGGUCGGUGGCCUGGCCAUGUCGCGGUCGAUCGGUGACGUCGACCUCAAGCGAGUCCGCGGGCGGUCGCAGCUGCAGCAGCCGGUCAUUGCCGACCCAGAGUUUGCGGUCCGGCCCAACGACGGGCGGGUCUCGUUUAUGGUCGUCGCCUGCGAUGGCAUCUUUGACGCCAAAACCAACCAUCAAGUUAUCGCUUUUGUCAAGAGCCGCCUAGACCGCGGCCACUCGCUCAAAAAGGUGGCAAAGGCGCUCCUGCUCGACUGCCUCGACCCGCAGGCUGUCAACGAUCUCAACAACGCUAGCAGCGAGCACGGCGGGCGAUCGACCGCCCACGGCUCGACGGACAACAUGACCGCCAUCCUCAUCCGCUUCAAGACGUUUGACCCGUCCAAGGCCCAAGGCCUCGCUCGCGCCGACUCGACCGCCACCACGACCGCCACCGCCACGGCCUCGGGCUCUUCGCUCACCUCCUCAGCCUCGGGCUCAUCUCUCAACGCCGACGCCGAUGCCGAGAGCGACAGCGAGUCAGACGCGGCCUCGAGCUCGGAAGACGACGACGACGAGUCGUCGGCCUCAGCCUCGCCGUCAACCGAAGUCUCGGUCAAUCUCGAGGACUAUGUCGAGCGGCGGCCACAGCGCGGGUCGCGGCGGUCUAGCCGGCGGCGUGGGCGUGGGCGAACUAGCUCAGGCUCGGGCUCGGGCUCGGGCUCCCCGGCGCGGACCACGACGCGGUCUGGCCGGAUUCCAGCGUCGCCGCGGCGGAGCCGGUCGCGCCAUGAGUCAUCGGGCGGGAGUACGCCGCGCGACUCGCGCCGGCGCUCGUCGCGCUCCGCCCGCUACUAA
Messenger RNA from Thecamonas trahens ATCC 50062, 2415 nucleotides. RefSeq names its product phosphatase 2C beta. Gene Ontology annotation, biological process: protein dephosphorylation. Lineage: Eukaryota; Apusomonadida; Apusomonadidae. The transcript has 2 exons. Gene Ontology annotation, molecular function: protein serine/threonine phosphatase activity; cation binding. The record is from RefSeq and is a predicted model, not a curated record. Bases 1 to 2415 code for a protein of 804 amino acids.